Messenger RNA from Saccostrea cuccullata (small rock oyster), 2592 nucleotides. RefSeq lists its product as uncharacterized. Bases 2 to 2503 code for a protein of 833 amino acids. NCBI's taxonomy places the organism in Eukaryota, Metazoa, Mollusca, Bivalvia, Ostreida, Ostreidae. The transcript has 7 exons. The record is from RefSeq and is a predicted model, not a curated record.
GAUGUCAUCCAUCAAGCAGCAUGAAAAAGAACUAAAGAUGGACACGCAGAAAACACUCUCUGCUGUUGAAUUGUGUGAAGUCCUGUUAAUUGCUGGUAAACAAGCAUUGAUGUUCAUACUCCAAAAUGAGAUAGAAGAACCGUUGGUUGGUUUUUUUGCUCGACACAAACACGAAUUGUUUCACUUAUAUAUCCAACAAAAAUGUUGUGGGUGUCAUUAUACCAAAACUACAGCAACAAAAUAUGCCGUUCCACGAAUGUCAUUUAAAGACUGGUCUAGUCUAUUCGUGCCAAAUAGGAAAAAAUGCUUAUUCAAGGGAUAUUGUUUUUGUCAGUUUGAACUUUCGAAGGGGAUAAAUCUGCAUUUUCUCGGAAUACCUUUAUUAACAUGCGUCUUGCUAAAUAUUUGUAAUCUACCAGAAGAUGAAAAACUUAAAGUCCUCCAUUAUCAAGAAGUGUUACGAGCAGUGAUUGACUAUUGGGAGAAUUUUUGUGAUUGUAACACUUUUCACUCAGCAGAAAAAGUAGUUCUUGGAAUGGUUACACGUGAAGAUAACCUUACUCUAAUUAAAAAACAGAUUCGAGAAUUAAAAAGUAAUCCAAGUCUUUAUUUUGACGAAGUAAAGAAAUACAUGAUGGAUUUUCUAGAGGAAAAGAGAAGAACAGCGGAUUCUACGGAGUUAUUAAUUUCUUCAAUGGCAGGCAAACAUGGAUUUAGAUAUAUCACUCAAUUCGAAAGGAAAAUGAAGAGAAGCCAAUCGCUGCCAUAUGGAUUCUCAGAUUUUAGAAUAGGAACAGAAUUGGAGGAAACGCAAGAACACCAAAGAUGUAGCAGAUUUUAUCCUUUGGAGAACUUUCCACAUUUUCAAUACGUGUACAGUUUGGUAUAUGACUGCUACUGCCACCUCAAGGAAUUCGAUAACAUAAUUCCUGACGAAUGGGCUAUUUGUUUCUUGAAACCAGGCCAGGAUCUUGUCAUAAAAGUAGACUUCAUUGGCACCCUUACACAAGAGAGAUUAAACCUUGUAUCUGAUAUCAAGGGAAAAGAAGAAAGAAAUGGUAAAACAGUUUGGUCUGAAUCACCACUUAUCUGUUUUCAUGAGGAUGUCAAGGGUCAUAAUAGGAAAGCAUGCCAUACACUAAUUGUGAAAAAAGAGUUAAAAGACACCAAAAAAAUUCAGACGGAUACUCUCUUUCACAUGACCGAGUAUGAUGAAGAAGAAGUACGCAAAAAGAUUUCUGUUUGCUUAGAGAAAGGACUUGGAGAUUACUUAAAAAGGACAAUGAAUAAGAUCAAGUAUUUAGAACAUAAUGCUAAUGAAGACUUGGAAGAUCUUUAUCUUGAAAUGGAAACCAUCCUUAAACAUAUAAUGCAUGAAGAAAAUAUACUACAACAUAUACCCAAAGAAAACGACAAUUGUGGUAUACCAUCAGAAAUAAAGGAUUUGCUUUUUAGAGAACCUUACGUCAAUUCGUUUGGAAUUUGGGAAGAUAAGACCUUUAAGGUGUAUAUGGAUGAAAUCGUAGAUACUGAUAUUUUCAUUGAAAAACUUAAACGCAAAAAUAAAACCUUUUUCGAAAAUUUUAAAAUAUUAGUUGAGAAAAAGAAAUUUACUACGAAGAUUGCGACUAAAUUAAAACAAGGUGGAGAGAUACAUAGACACACUCCUUCAGAGGAUGGGGUUGAAUGCGGCACUUUAGGUGGAUUCGUUAAAGAUACUAGAACCACUCGAAACUGUUGUGAAGCAUAUGCUUUGACGUGUAACCACUUAUAUCCUACUAUGAAUGAUCCAGCUUUUGCAACAAUAAAUGGAGAAGAAAGAGAAAUUGGAAAAUGUAUUUUUUCCACCCGUGAAAAUUUUUGUGAUUUUGCAGUUGUCGAAAUCAAUAAAGAGCUUGCCAAUCAAUGCGAUUUAGAAUUUAGGCGGGACGAUGAAAUGACAUGCAACGCAGAAGUUUCGGAUUGUUUUCCGAUAAAUGUUGGGAUCGUACAUAAAAACGGUUCUAGAACAAAUUGGACGCGUGGUCGUAUUGUCAGUCGUGAAUUCUGUGACGUUCUGAAUAAAAAGGAAGGUUUCGUAGUAAAAGGAUCAUUUGGCCGCCCUUUCUCUGCUCCGGGUGAUAGUGGAUCGAUAGUGUUUGCAAGAGACAAUUCAGUUGCUCAAAACACAGUUGAUGUGUUGGGAAUGGUCUAUUCAAAUAAUCUUGAAAUCCGUGAAAAUUUUGAAAACCCGGAAUCUGGGCAAGGAAAAACAUUAGAUGUUUCACAAUACUUAGACAAGAGUCCUAAAAAGAGUUUCAAUGAAGCUGAAAGUAAAUAUGAAGACGUAAACAAGUCUAAGAUUGACAAUUUACAAGAAGAAAAGUCAAAAUCUAGGAAAAAUCCAGAAAAUUACAGUUUAUGUUUUCGUAUGAAUAAUGCAUUCGAGCUUUUGAAAAACGAAAAAAAAUUAGUGGUUGGCUUUGAAAAAGUGCAUUCAUCAACUGAGACCGAUAAUUCGUAAACUAAAGUUUAUAUUUAUUAUAAUAUAGAUUUUUGUACAUAAAUAAAUCUUUUCUAUUCAAAUAUGUAAAUUUUGGACGGAUGUAUCAG